Saccoglossus kowalevskii is the source of this 2190-nucleotide messenger RNA. RefSeq lists its product as uncharacterized. Lineage: Eukaryota; Metazoa; Hemichordata; Enteropneusta; Harrimaniidae. Gene Ontology annotation, cellular component: CD95 death-inducing signaling complex. Gene Ontology annotation, molecular function: death receptor binding; caspase binding. The record is from RefSeq and is a predicted model, not a curated record. Gene Ontology annotation, biological process: extrinsic apoptotic signaling pathway; positive regulation of innate immune response.
AUGGCAGCAUCAGAUAAUACAACAAGUGUAGAAGAAGCCUUCCAAGAAGCCAUAGAUGUGACAACUAAUGCUUUACAUCGUGAUGAAUGGUGGGGUGUUGGAAGACAACUCAAUGUACCAGAGAGUGAGUUGAGUAUUUUGAAGGAAGACUUCCCAGAAAACACAAGAGAACAAAUCCAUCAAAUGUUCGAAAUAUGGAAAAGGAGUAAGGGGUGGCAGGCAACAAUAGACGUCCUUGUCGGUGCUUUGGACAAUAUGGAAUUAAAACAUGUGGCUGCUUUGGCACAGAAAAAGUACAGACGGUUUCUUGACGCAGAAAUUGGUAAAAUGGUCCAAAGCAGUCGUGAAAACGUUAUUGAAAUUGGGGCUGAUAAAAAAGUAAUAAUUCCAAAGAAUGCUGUGUAUAGAAAAGUGAGAAUAACAGUGAGAGAAAAGAACUAUGCUGAUGCUCCUAGAAUACCAAUAGGUUUUCAGCCUCUCAUGCCAAACGUGUUAUGCCUUCGUCCAGAUGGAUGUCGUUUUCGACAUGCCUUACACUUCUCAUGCUCUGUUGAUACACCUUCCGAAAUGCCAAUUGUCGUGGCACUUACAAGUAACGGCACUGAGCCAUGGGAGGAACUGAAAGCAUGGCAGGUUAAAGACAAGAAGCAGGUUUUAAAUCGCAGGGAACGCGAUGUUAAUCAGGCAAUAGAAAUCGCUACACAACGUCUCCCGAAAAUGCACUGGAAGAAGGUUGGCAGAAAACUGGGACUGGGAGAAUCAGACUUUGAUAGUAUUACGACUAAACAUCCGCCGAAUUUUCCCGAACAGAAAAGGGAGAUGUUCAGCUUGUGGAGAAAUAGGGAGAGGGAGGGGGCGACUACUGGACGAUUACUGGCCGCACUCAAAGGGUCGGUUUUACACGACUUAAGUGAAGAGAUCGAAAAAGCUUUGAAAGAUUCGGUGCUGAAAACAGCGAUAGAUGUACUGAAAAAGUCUCUCAGAUGCAUGGAUUCACGACGGCUUGGGAUCAGAUUAGGUUUGUCUGAUGCCGAUCUGAACAGCUUGGAACAUGACUACCCGCGUGAUCUGAGAGAACAAAUUUAUCAGAUGUUUGAAAUGUGGAAAGGAAGGCGGGGAAACAAAGCAACGAUUGCAAUUCUGAUUGCUGCCUUGAAGGACGAGGGCUUGAACAACAUGGCACAGUACAUUGAACAACUUGUGGGCUCUGAAAAAGGAAGAGGAAACGAGGUUAUAGUCAGAACAAUAGACACCUACGAAGAUGUCGUGUGUGUAACCGAGAAGAUCAAGGUUGAGGUGCCACGAAAUGCUGUACCGGAAGUGGUCAGCCUAACAUUCCAAGCAAAGCAAAUGGAUGCUCGGAAAUUAUGCAUUGGUCCUCGUGAACCUGACAUUAUAGAAUGUUUAGAACUUGGUCCAGAUGGAUAUAAAUUCUUGAAACCACUCACAUUAUGCUACAAAUUGCCGAAGGUUGUGUUAGAGAGGAGUAAUGUGAUCAUACUAGCACUAACUAGUGAAAAUUGUACUGGUCCAUGGACUAAACUUAAAACCUGGAAGGAAGGCAGUAAUAUCAAAGUGGAAGUCGAACACUUUUCCUAUUUAGCUAUAGUGUUCCAAAAGAAAGAUGAGACCAUUAAGAUGAAAUAUGCAGAGAAAAAGCUGGCAAAAGAAAGAGAUCAAAAGUUGAAAUCUGUUGUAAGCAAAAUUUCGCCUGCACUUCGCUCGAGAGACUGGAAGUCCGUAGCUAGAGCUUUGCAUUUUAUCGAGGCAGACAUUGAUGCUAUAGAAAAGGAUUAUGCUAACGAUUUUCAAAAGCAGAAAGACGAGAUGUUUCAUAGAUGGAGAUCUAGAGUAAAGCAUAAUGCAUCAGCUGAAACAUUAAUAGAUGUGCUUAUAGAACUAGAGAUGUAUAAAUUAGCUGAAGAAGCAGAGAAAGCACUUACCGUCAUGAAAACGGAUACAAAACAGAAGAAAUCUAUUUUUAAAAGCAGUGCUGUUAACAUCGGACUGUAACCACAAUACCAAGAAUUUCUUCAUAUCAACUCUUGUGAGCUGAAUUUUAAAUAAUAUGUGUUCCAUGCGCGUUAAAUGAAAUUCUUGACAAAUCCAAGAUUGAAGACAUGUCAACCAUGUUGUUAUCAUUAUAAAGCCACUUUUAACAGCCUCGUGCUGCCACCAAAGAAAUCCGCC